AUGGCUGAAUCUGUGCCUAUUCCCGAGCCUCCUGGCUACCCUCUAAUUGGAAACCUGGGAGAAUUCACUUCAAAUCCCCUCUCUGAUCUGAACCGUCUAGCAGAUACAUACGGACCCAUUUUCCGAUUACGUCUUGGAGCCAAGGCUCCCAUUUUCGUCUCUUCCAAUUCAUUGAUCAACGAAGUUUGCGACGAGAAGCGGUUUAAAAAGACACUGAAGUCGGUUCUCAGCCAAGUUCGAGAGGGUGUUCACGAUGGCCUCUUCACGGCAUUCGAGGAUGAGCCCAAUUGGGGCAAAGCACACAGAAUUCUAGUACCGGCUUUUGGCCCUUUGAGCAUAAGAGGAAUGUUCCCAGAAAUGCACGACAUCGCUACCCAAUUGUGCAUGAAGUUUGCUCGACAUGGUCCUCGGACACCAAUUGAUGCGAGCGACAACUUUACUCGUCUAGCCCUUGAUACUCUGGCUCUCUGCGCCAUGGAUUUCCGCUUCAACUCGUAUUACAAGGAGGAACUGCACCCAUUUAUCGAGGCCAUGGGCGAUUUCCUCACAGAGUCAGGAAACAGAAACCGACGACCUCCAUUUGCGCCCAACUUUCUUUAUCGUGCAGCAAACGAGAAGUUCUAUAAUGACAUUGCAUUGAUGAAGUCAGUAGCCGAUGAAGUUGUCGCCGCACGAAAGGCAAGCCCUAGCGAUAGGAAGGAUCUUCUCGCUGCUAUGCUUAACGGUGUUGAUCCUCAGACGGGAGAGAAGUUGUCCGACGAGAACAUCACCAACCAGCUCAUCACAUUCCUUAUCGCUGGCCACGAAACCACUUCUGGUACUCUAUCCUUCGCCAUGUAUCAGCUUCUCAAGAACCCCGAAGCCUACAGCAAGGUCCAGAAAGAAGUCGACGAAGUUGUCGGCCGUGGUCCCGUCUUGGUUGAGCAUCUCACAAAGCUUCCCUACAUAAGCGCUGUUUUGAGAGAGACCCUCCGGAUCAACUCUCCUAUUAGUGCCUUUGGUCUCGAGGCCAUCGACGAUACCUUCCUCGGGGGCAAGUAUCUCGUCAAGAAGGGUGAAAUUGUCACUGCUCUUCUGUCUCGGGGCCACGUUGACCCUGCCGUAUAUGGUAGUGACGCUGACAAGUUCAUACCCGAGCGAAUGCUCGAUGAUGAAUUUGCGAGACUCAACAAGGAGUACCCCAACUGCUGGAAGCCUUUUGGAAACGGAAAGCGAGCGUGUAUCGGUCGUCCUUUUGCUUGGCAAGAGUCUCUUCUCGCCAUGGUCGUUCUCUUCCAGAACUUCAACUUCACCAUGACGGAUCCCAACUACGCUUUGGAGAUCCAGCAGACGCUGACUAUCAAGCCCGUACACUUCUAUAUCAACGCUACCCUACGACAUGGCAUGACCCCAACUGAGCUAGAGCAUGUUCUGGCAGGAAGCGGAGGUGCCAGCUCUUCGAAUCACAAUAUCAAAUCCACUGCCAAUUCAGAUGUCAAGCCCGGCAGUGGCAAGCCUAUGGCUAUUUUCUACGGUUCAAAUAGUGGCACAUGCGAGGCUCUCGCCAACAGACUCGCCUCGGAUGCUCCUAGCCACGGCUUCAGCGCAACAACAGUCGGUCCUCUCGAUCAGGCCAAGCAGAGCCUUCCUGAAGACCGCCCCGUUGUCAUCGUCACUGCAUCGUACGAAGGACAACCCCCCUCCAACGCUGCCCACUUCAUUAAGUGGAUGGAAGAUUUGGAUGGUAACGAGAUGGAAAAGGUGUCGUACGCUGUUUUUGCGUGUGGUCAUCAUGACUGGGUUGAAACAUUCCACAGAAUCCCCAAACUUGUUGACUCUACCCUUGAGAAGCGUGGCGGUACUCGCCUCGUUCCUAUGGGCCGUGCAGACGCUGCCACAAGUGACAUGUUUAGCGACUUUGAAGCCUGGGAGGAUACUGUCCUCUGGCCAGGGUUGAAGGAGAAAUACAAGAUCUCUGACGAGGAGUCAGGCGGCCAGAAGGGUCUGUUGGUGGAGGUUUCGACACCACGAAAGACGAGUCUCCGUCAAGAUGUUGAAGAAGCGUUGGUGGUUGCUGAGAAGACCCUCACCAAGUCGGGUCCCGCGAAGAAGCAUAUUGAGAUUCAGCUUCCCUCAGCCAUGACCUACAAGGCCGGCGAUUAUCUUGCUAUUCUUCCCCUGAACCCGAAGUCGACUGUGGCGCGGGUUUUCCGACGAUUCUCUCUGGCCUGGGAUUCUUUCCUGAAGAUCCAGUCAGAGGGACCUACUACACUGCCUACCAACGUCGCCAUUUCUGCUUUCGAUGUGUUUAGCGCAUAUGUUGAAUUAUCACAACCUGCUACAAAGAGGAACAUCCUUGCUCUGGCUGAGGCGACUGAAGACAGGGCCACCAUCCAGGAACUCGAGAGACUUGCUGGGGAUGCUUAUCAAGCUGAGAUCUCGCCAAAGAGAGUUUCGGUUCUGGAUCUUCUUGAGAAGUUCCCUGCUGUUGCUCUCCCUAUCAGCUCCUAUCUGGCCAUGCUCCCUCCCAUGAGAGUCCGACAAUACUCCAUCUCUUCCUCACCCUUUGCAGACCCCUCAAAACUCACCCUCACAUACUCCCUACUUGACGCCCCUUCGCUCUCUGGACAAGGUCGCCAUGUUGGUGUCGCCACAAACUUCCUGUCACAACUCACUGCUGGCGACAAACUCCACGUCUCAGUCCGCGCCUCCAGCGAAGCCUUUCACCUCCCUAGUGACGCCGAGAAGACACCCAUCAUCUGUGUCGCUGCUGGAACUGGACUGGCGCCUUUCCGCGGCUUCAUCCAAGAACGUGCAGCCAUGCUUGCCGCAGGUCGAACUCUCGCACCAGCUCUUUUAUUCUUUGGAUGUCGAAACCCAGAGGUCGAUGACCUGUACGCUGAGGAGUUUGAACGCUGGGAAAAGAUGGGCGCUGUAGAUGUGCGACGUGCGUACUCUCGCGCCACUGAUAAGUCUGAGGGAUGCAAGUAUGUCCAGGAUCGUGUCUAUCAUGAUCGCGCGGAUGUCUUCAAGGUGUGGGAUCAGGGAGCUAAGGUAUUCAUCUGCGGAAGCCGUGAAAUUGGCAAAGCAGUUGAGGAUGUUUGUGUCCGUCUCGCCAUCGAGAAGGCUCAGCAAAAUGGUAAGGACGUUACUGAAGAAAUGGCACGAGCUUGGUUUGAGAGGAGUAGGAAUGAGCGUUUUGCUACUGAUGUUUUUGAUUAG
Messenger RNA from Fusarium tjaetaba, 3201 nucleotides. RefSeq names its product bifunctional P-450:NADPH-P450 reductase. The coding region runs from base 1 to 3201 and encodes 1066 amino acids. Gene Ontology annotation, molecular function: heme binding; NADPH-hemoprotein reductase activity; aromatase activity. The record is from RefSeq and is a predicted model, not a curated record. The transcript has 6 exons. Lineage: Eukaryota; Fungi; Ascomycota; Sordariomycetes; Hypocreales; Nectriaceae. Gene Ontology annotation, cellular component: cytosol.